GGAGGGCGGGCGGCCGCCAGGGAGGGCGGACCCAGGCUCGCAGCUCCGAGCCGAGCCUGGCGACCCGGCGAGAGCAUCCAGCGCCGGAGGCGGUGGCAACAGCAUGACUGCCCCCCAGCCUGCCAUGCCAGAGCUAAGUCCAGCGGAGGAGACUGGAGGGCCAGCAGGAAAGACUGCGGCAGGUGCCUGGGAGAAGGGCCCUCGGCUGGGCCAGCGGCUGCCCUCAAUUGUGGUGGAGUCCAGCGAGGUGGGUUCUGUGGAGAGUGGGGAGCUGCGUUGGCCCCCAGAGGGUGCCCUGAGGGCGUCCGCCAAGAGCCGGGUUGCUGCUGCCCCCUCACCUAGGGAAGCACCAGAGAAGGCUCCAGAUGACGCCAGCAGUGAGCGGGCCAGCUGCAAGGACCAGGCUCCCCAAGCCCCCUAGUGAGGCGACAGGGACAUGGCCGGAUUCUGCUGGGAGGGGGGGCCCUGCAGACCCUGCCCCUGCUCGCUGACAGCUGACAGGGCCUCAGCCCCGGGGUGGCUGGGCUGACGCUUGGAGCGGGGGGAGCGGAGCCACCUCCUCGGCCUCACGGGGUCUGGCCAGGACUGCAGGCCUGCCCUCUCCCAUCCGCAGCCCAGGUCUGGAUCACACCCUCCUUGUCCUGAGGUUUGAAGCAGAAAUAAAGG
This is a messenger RNA of Zalophus californianus (California sea lion), 666 nucleotides long. It is a transcript of the gene LBHD2, whose product is annotated as LBH domain containing 2. The record is from RefSeq and is a predicted model, not a curated record. Bases 104 to 421 code for a protein of 105 amino acids. NCBI's taxonomy places the organism in Eukaryota, Metazoa, Chordata, Mammalia, Carnivora, Otariidae. The transcript is spliced from 4 exons.